UCACAGCUCACAUUGAAUUAUCGGGCAGCGGCCACAACAGUUUACGUUCAACACUCAGGCGGUGGAGACAUCGAAUGCUGCGUUGGGUUGUGCGCUAUCGUUGAAGUGACCCAGCUUGCCGCCGGAAUCCCGAAGCUCCCCGAAACGUGGGUGCUUUUGGUGUGUCGUUUUUCCAACAUCUUCUCUUACUAGGUGCCCUGGUCACCCUUCCACACCUUACUACGGUGAACCCGAAUCGUAGUAGCGCGGAAAGCGGUUUUCCAUUUUUUAGUUGUUUCCCCCUACCAGUGACUGUGAAUUGAUUUAUUUUAUUUGUGAGUGAAGUUUUGAAAAAAACAAGAAGCAAAAAGGAAUGUUGAAUGAAACGGUUCAAGUUAACACAAACGCAUGUCGAAAAGUGCUUGGUUUGGAAUAACAGCAACAUAGCGUGUGAAAAUUUCGAUCUGGCUGAUGUCGUGAUCGUUUAGCCAAGCAGAAAAUUGACCCGGUCCGGCCAAUAGAAGCGAGAAUAGUAGCUACCUCAAUAGACGGUGGAUAUCGCGAAUGUUUGGGUAUUUCAAGAAGCGUUAUUCCAUCAAAGAGUCGCUGAAACCGCAUGCCGCAAAGUCGCAAAGCGACGAACGUUUACGGAAUACAUAAAAAGAUAUUGGCUCGAGUUUUAUCGACGUUUGAAAAAUCCAAGCAGAAAGUUCAUGGACAUUCUGCAAUAAGCUGUUAACCAACGGAGCUGCAAGAAGUGCCAGUAAAAUAUGUAAACAUUCCAGUGUCACGCAGCAAGCUAAACAAGUAAACAAGUUAGAUACAUCGGCAUAAUCCGAACAUAUUCGUCGAACCUGUUCGAAGCUAUACACAAACGGGGAGGUUGAAUCACUCCCUUUCCGUAACUGACGAACCCGUCAAACUAGGAAAUAUUGGUGUAAUAUUUAAACGGUUAUCACAAAAACGAAAUUUUCGGAUGAAAAUGCCUGCCUACACCGGGUUCGAUAGUUAUGCGUCAUCGCGACGGACCGCUGAAUCCAUUUACUACUCGGCUAAGGAAUUUGAUUCCGCGGACGAUUCCGACUGCAUGCGGCUGCCGCCACCACACUUUGCAAGGCGACCGAGCCUACUCGAUCCGAUGGGACCGUCGGAUGCGAUCUUCAGUCGGCGUUAUGUCGACCCCUGGGACAUGGAGAAUUACGUCUAUAUUAGAAAACAAGUGCUCGAUCCAUCUCUAGAGUCGGAGGUGGCUCCAUCACCGGCCGGUGUACCGAUCCAGUCCAAGUUCUACUACGUGCCGGGAGAUUUGGAGAGCUGCCGGGAGUGCAGUGCCGAAAUUGUGAUGCCCAUCAAGGCAGACAUCAUGGGUGGUGACGAUUUGGUUGAUGUAGAUGAUGAGGAAGAGGAGGAGGAGAACGAUGAGGAGGAUAGAGCCGAUGACGAUAUCGAAGAUGACGAUCUGGAAGCCGACGAACUGGACGAAGACGACGAUGGCUUCUACACGGAGCGGUACGACACGGUGAUGGAGGAGGACAGCAUCGGAGGCGAUGACCGCGUUUAUAGCUCUUAUACCGAUCUGGAAACAUCCUCAACCGAACAGCCGAGCUCAUGCGACAGUCCCAUGUCCGCACUGCGACUGCACACUCCUGGUUUCGGCAAGAGCGCCAGCAACCGGCGCCCGAUCGUUCUACCCAAACCAUUACCACAGCUCGAAUUCCCAGGCCCUCCAUCGUACGACUACUAUGAACCGAGCUGCUGCUAUAUGCCGCUACCACCGCCCAUUCCGUCCCAUCAUAUGCCCCUGCUGGAAGCGUCGACCGUUCCGCCGAGCAUCAGUGGCGGUGGAAAUUACUACACGCUGAAUGAUUGCUUCGAGUGUGCCCGCCAGGAAGUGGAACAUGUGCCACUGUACGCCCCCAGUCGUCAAAGUCCGAUGCGCAGGCGCUCCCGGAGCAUGAGCGUGGUCAGCAUGAGCAUGGCCCGACGUCCCAGUCAGGUUAGCAUGGCUCCAACUCUAGUGGUAGCACCACCCGUACCGGUUGAUUCUUCCACAGCAGUUUCGAUAGCGGCUACCAAUGCUAACGUUUGUUACACUCCGCAACAUUUCAGUCUUAGCAAGAAGGGCCUGCUGCAAAUCGACUACUCGUGUAACUGGGACAACCUGGAUCGGUACAUUGCUAAGUGAAGCAGUACUGCUCUAUUCGGUUAACUCUAUGAACCAUGCUCAAUUUAUUUAGUAAUAAAAUAAACCUGAGACAGGUAUCGGCACUCACACGAUCAUCUAGAAAUAGAAGUGUUUAUUUAAGUCCAUUAUUAUUUUAUUAGAGAAUAAAAUUUGUAAAUAUAAACGCAUUAGAUAUGAUUGAAAUAAAGUUGAAAAUCGUUGA
This is a messenger RNA of Topomyia yanbarensis, 2366 nucleotides long. RefSeq names its product nucleoprotein TPR-like. Lineage: Eukaryota; Metazoa; Arthropoda; Insecta; Diptera; Culicidae. The record is from RefSeq and is a predicted model, not a curated record. The transcript has 5 exons. Bases 956 to 2164 code for a protein of 402 amino acids.